Molecule: messenger RNA, 2016 nt
Organism: Prinia subflava (tawny-flanked prinia)
Lineage: Eukaryota; Metazoa; Chordata; Aves; Passeriformes; Cisticolidae
Gene: YAE1
Product: YAE1 maturation factor of ABCE1
Exons: 4
Coding region: 342-1004 (220 amino acids)
Source: RefSeq, a predicted model, not a curated record
UGGCGGCUGCUCACUUGCGGCCGCCGCGGAAUUUGCCCUUGUCCAACAUGGCGUCGCUGCCCUAUUACUUCCGCCGGCAGCUGCGUCAGUGUGCCCUCAGUGAAGAUGUCCGAGCGCAGCGUGGGGAGUGCGAGCUGUACCGGUGGCUGUGCUGAGGAUGCACCCCAAUGGCACACAGCGCCGAGUUCCUGUGUACAGCUUGAAUAAUCAGCUCCAUACCUGACUUCUCUUCAGGACUCACGGUUUUUGCUAAUAUUUCUAAUCUGACACUUUACCAAAGGCACUUCUGAGAGUUUCUCAGUGUUUUUUUACCAUGUAAACAGAGGUCAAAGGGCAGUGCUAUGUCCUGGGUACAAGUUGCAGUCAGCCAAUCCAGUGAGGAUAUAUUUGAUGAAGAUGCAGAUGAGAUGUAUCUACUACAGAAGGAAUGGAACAGCACUAUGAAAAAGAGAUUGAAGGAAGGCUAUAGGGAUGGAAUUGAGGCCGGGAAAGAACUUGCACUCCAGACAGGCUUUAAUCAAGGAUACAGACAUGGUGCCGAGCUGAUGAUUACAUGUGGCCAGUUCAAAGGAACCCUGAAUGCUCUCUUAUCCUGGUGUCAGUUCAAUGGACAUGAUUCUGCUUUAAGUACAAUAAAUGAUCUUCUUGAUGUGGUUGGAAAGCACGAAGAUGAGGUGCUUAAUUAUCUGAAUUCUACUGAAGAACAGCCACAUCUUGGACACAUUCUAGACUCAGUUCAGGACAUGGAUCUUAAUCACACAGCUGGGACAGAGUACAAAGAAGUUAAAGAUGGAAAACACGAAGACUGUGGCAGCUCCAAUGAAAGCAUUUGUAGGAAUAAUGGUGAGGUUGGUUCUUUUCAGUCUGAAUGCAGCAAGGCAAACAUCUGCACAGAUCCUGAAAAGUCAACCCUUGCUUGGGUUAAAAAGCAGACUGUUUGGUUAGUAGAGCAACUGGGCUUAUCACCGGAUGUACUCCAUCAUGUCCAGCAACUGGAACAUUAGUUCUUCUGUCUCACGGUACUUAAAACUAUCACAGCUGGUUUUGAUUCUUAGUUUGUGGGCCAUGUGCAAGCUGAUGCAUCACUUUUGUUUUAGGAAAAUCUGAUUUUGAUAUUUUGAUGCUUUACGGUAGAAGUGAUUUUUGUAAAUCUUCACCAUGAUUUUGGUUCCUGGCAAAAUCCUUCAUUUGCAAUCUUACUGCCCCUUUCUGUGAAUGUUAUCUUUGACUUUAAAACUUUACAAAGAGUUACUAAACAUGUUUCUGUUUUGUGUCAGGAGCUCCCAUUUCACCCUCAUUUUUUUCUUGGCAGCAAUUUGGAAAUGAAGUGGAUCCAUUAAAUAGCCCCUCUAACUUGGUCCUGUCCAGUAUCAAAAGAAUAAAUUCUCAGUGCUGUGGAAAUGCUCAGUGUUUUGGAGAAUAAGUUGUCGUUGAUGAUAUGCUGUGUGCAGAAUAGAACAUGAUGUGCUGCUGAUUCCUAGAGUGCUGGGACUGUCUAGUAACCUUUUGGCAAAUUCUUUGUGUUAUCUUUUGUACCCAUGAUGCAAUGCACCUUCACUGUUAAAAACUAUUUUCCCCUCCUUAUAUAGUUAUAUAUGUCACUUUUGCUGAAAACACACCAUUCUUCUCAAAUGCAGAAUUGCUGACGAUCCCAUUAUUUUACUCUUAGACAUCCAUUCUUACCAUGUCAGACCACACUAAACAUGUUUCCAGUCUAAUGAACAUCCUUGUGUUAUUUUUGUAUUUAUUUUGUCAGUCGUUCUAGCCUGAACUCUUUCCCACCUUCCAACAGUGUUUUUCUCAAACUCUCCAAGGAAGCCAAGGUUAUUCACUGCCUCUUAAAAACACAUCAGCCACACAUGGCUAUUUCUGAUCAUUUAAUAUUUCUGUAAUUAUUCUAUGUUUCACUUGCUUUCCCGUUGCUUCCUAUAGCUGUAAAUAGUUCUGUUCAGGAAGGUUUUUCUUUGUGAAUGCUUCUGUUUUACAUUAAUUAAACUGAUUUAUAGUAAGUUACCA